AUGCUGGGACUCCGUCCGGGAGGCGGUCGCGCACGAGGAGCGGUCAGCCAGGACGGAGAAAUCCCCGGCUACGGAUGGCCUGUCUCCGCUGUCAAAGGCGAAAGAUCAAAUGUGACGGCGACUUACCUACGUUCUAGAUACAUCUCAACACUGAAAAAUCGGAUAUCAUGGCUAGAAUCAAUAGUCAGGUCAAGAUGUCCUGACGUGGAUCUCACUCAAGACCCUCCAACAGACAUUGAAGGUUUGGAUGAGACCAUUCUUGAAGAUACAACACUUCAAUCACCCGCGCCAGCACAAACAAGCACCCUCGACAUCUCAGAAACAAUCCAAGAACAAUCGGCUGUUGAAACACCCAAUCAACCAGUCAGCAGGUCCGCCCCAGGACCUAGUGCAAUAACCCAUGAAAUCGGUCUCGUAUCACUCGGAACAAACCAAGAUCCCAGAUACAUCGGUCCAUCAAGCGGAUACUUCCUCGCGCGUGUAAUGCUCGAUUCAGUAUCUAAACAAGAUGAAAGACUCAGUCGAAAUGCACCAUUUCCUACGAAAUUGGUCGAAGCGAUCCAGGGACCUUUGCCUUUGCCGUCGAGGGAGAUGGCGACGCAGUUAUGUGACGCUUACUUCAGCGCUAUUAAUUUACAGUAUCCUAUUCUUCAUCGACAGACUUUCGAUGGAAUGAUGGAAAGGGCUUAUGAGCAGGAUAGUAAUGAUCCGGUGGUCAAGUUCCAGGUCUUCAUGGUUCUAGCCAUCGGCUCAGCGGUGUUAUCUGGUCGCAUACGAGCGCGCAUCCCAGCAGAGUCAUACUGUCUUUCCGCGCUCCAGUAUCUUGAUGAACUCAACUUGGAAAACUCACUUCAAGGCGUGCAAUGUCUUUUGCUACUUCUCAUUUUCACAAUUCAUAGUCCCUUUGUUCGGGUGAAUGUGUGGUAUCUGGACUACCACUGCAUCGCUGCCCUACUUGAUCUCGGACUACAGAGAAAUAUCAGUGCGGGUGCUGGUAUCUCUUUGCUAGAGCAGGAGAUGCGGGCGAGAAUCUUUUGGGCUAUUUACACGUUUGAUCGUGUCAUUGCUACCAUGAUGGGAAGGCCUAUUGGGAUACGAGAUGAGGGUUGUGAACUUCGGAUGCCCCUUGGUUUGUCAGACGAGCAACUCGCAACACCAUACCAACAAACCACAGAACAAUCAAGCGAAAUGCUCUUCGCAAUCCACCUCUUCAAAGCCGCAAAGCUCAACUCCGAGAUAAAAUACAUUGCUCAAAGCAUAGUCCGCGACUCACCUCGCUACGCAUACCCCCGCGUAAUCGACAUAAACGACUGGCAAACCACCAUGCUCAACAACCUAGACGAAUGGUCAACCCAAAUCCCCCUCCAAAACGAUUCAUCAACGCUCUAUCUUCAAAUAACUUGUAAAAUCCGCUAUCACAACCUCCGCAUGCUUCUCCUACGACCAAGUCCCGCAAUACCUAAACCUACCACUGAGGCUUUAGUGCAGUGUCAUAAGAGUGCGAGGGAGAGUAUACAGCUUUUUGAUCAGCUUUAUAAGAAGAAUCUUCUCGUUCAUAGUUGGACUACUUUUCAUGGACUGGUACUUAGUACGAUUACACUGCUUUAUUGUAUCAAGGUCGUGCCGGAGAUUGCGCGUGGUACUGAGAUUGAUGUUUUGAUGGCUGAUCUGAGUAUUUCGCUUAGUGUGCUAAGUGCCACGGGCGAACAUUGGUCUGGUGCGAAGAGGAGUAGGGAUAUUCUCGAUGAGCUUGGCAAGUCGACGAUUCGCUAUCUUCGCGAGCAAAGUCGUUCAGUUUCUCGGACUACGGACCAAGGACCUGCGCCAACACUCGCGACCGAGGUAUUGGACGUGAACCUUCAGAUGGAUACAUCAUUGGACAGCAUGGGCUUCUUACAGAAUCCAUUCGACGACUGCAUGUUCAACGAUUCUUUCGCGGGAUACUUUGAGACGGAUUCUGUCAAUGUUGAUAACAUUGUUCGAGACCUUUUCCAGGAUUUUAUUCCUACAUAUCCUAGCGAACUAUAG
Messenger RNA from Fusarium coffeatum, 2028 nucleotides. RefSeq lists its product as uncharacterized. Gene Ontology annotation, biological process: DNA-templated transcription; positive regulation of transcription by RNA polymerase II. Gene Ontology annotation, molecular function: DNA-binding transcription factor activity, RNA polymerase II-specific; zinc ion binding; sequence-specific DNA binding. The record is from RefSeq and is a predicted model, not a curated record. NCBI's taxonomy places the organism in Eukaryota, Fungi, Ascomycota, Sordariomycetes, Hypocreales, Nectriaceae. The transcript has 4 exons. The coding region runs from base 1 to 2028 and encodes 675 amino acids.